Messenger RNA from Malania oleifera, 912 nucleotides. RefSeq lists its product as uncharacterized. Bases 1 to 912 code for a protein of 303 amino acids. NCBI's taxonomy places the organism in Eukaryota, Viridiplantae, Streptophyta, Magnoliopsida, Santalales, Ximeniaceae. The transcript is spliced from 5 exons. The record is from RefSeq and is a predicted model, not a curated record.
AUGGUUCAACAAAUGCAUAUGAUGGAAAUGGAGAACCAACAAUUGAAAGACAUGAUGUCUAAUGUCUCAACGGAGAACCAGAGUUUGAAAGCCAUGAUGUCUAACAUCUUGAUGGAGAACGAGCAAUUGAAAGACAAGGUCUCCACCAUUGAAGCCACGCUCACCGCAAUUCUAAACAGAUGGCUCGUCUCAUUAGAAGGUUAUGCCAGCUCAUCAGGUGAUCCCUCUACAUCUACCGUUCCUGAACCUAGACCGUCUAAUGAUCCUGUCGUCGCUUCCACUUUGCCUAAGUCCACUGAUUUGGAUGUUCGUCAUUCUAGUCGACAAGCUAUGCCUGAAGAACUUGACGCACUUCACAAAACUCAUACUUGGGACCUAGUUGACCUGCCUCCUAGUAAGACUGUAGUUAGGAACAAAUGGGUGUAUAAACGGAAAACAAACUCUGAUGGUUAUGAAGUAAGACAUAAAGCUCGUUUAGUGGAAAAGGGUUUUACUCAGGAAUAUGGCAUUGAUUAUGAGGAGACAUUUUCCCCUGUUGCUCGUAUUACCUCCAUUCGCUCCCUUUUGGCUGUUGCCUCUGCUCGAAGAUGGCCUUUAUUUCAGAUGGUUGUCAAGAAUGCCUUCUUACAUGGUGAUUUGGCUGAGGAGUUAUAUAUGCAGCCCCCUCCUGGGAAUCCUCAUUCUUCUGGUCAGAAGUUUGAGAUGAAAGACCUCGGUUCUCUUUGCUACUUCCUUGGCUUAGAAGUGUCCCCUACCUUUGAUGGCUACUCCUUGACCCAAGCCAAAUAUGCCUCUGAUCUUCUCACACAUGCUGGUUUCACCGAUUGUAAGAUAACUGAUAGUUCAUUGGAGCCCAACGUCAAAUUCCAUCCUACUGAUGGGGAGCUCCUUCUUGAUGCCACUCGUUACUGA